UUUUGCGCUCAUGUGCACAUUGCUCCGCAUGAUUUGACAAUUGUGGUUUGCGAAAGUGUCAAACCAAUUGUUAUUUAAUCAUGUCGUCACUAAUUAAAUCGGCUAAAUUGGCCCACCUUUGUUUGAAACACACCCCUGUGGCUUUAACCGCCACCCGCAACCAUUGGAACAAGGACUACAAGCCAGGCCCAUACCCCCGAACCGAGCAGGAGCGUCUCCGCGCAGCCGAACGCUACGGCUUGCACCCCUCCGAGUACGAACCCUACCCCGACGACGGCUAUGGCUACGGAGACUACCCUAAAUUGCCCGACAUCAGUGGCGACGCGAAGGACCCCUACUACCCCUACGACAACCCCGAACUCAAGCGCAACUUUAAUGAACCUUUGCAUGCUGAGUUUGAUUUAAUGAGAGAGGACAGAUACAAUGUGAGUGCUAGAUUGAGGUACCCUUUGUGGUUCCAAUGGGUGCAGUUUUUGGGGGUCAUGUUGGGUAGUUUCGGGAUUUACUGCCUGUUUGAGCAGGUGAAGAUGUUCCACCCGGUGGUGCCAAGGCAGUACCCCAAAGACGGGCCCCACUACACCUUCGAACCCAAGUGAAAUGUGUGUGAAAUAAAUAGUUGAAAUUAAAAAUAAUACUGUAAUAAAAAUAAACAAUAUAUUACAAAUAAGUGAAUACAGAUAUGUACAACAAAA
This is a messenger RNA of Tribolium madens (black flour beetle), 692 nucleotides long. It is a transcript of the gene ND-ASHI, whose product is annotated as NADH dehydrogenase [ubiquinone] 1 beta subcomplex subunit 8, mitochondrial. Bases 81 to 596 code for a protein of 171 amino acids. The record is from RefSeq and is a predicted model, not a curated record. Gene Ontology annotation, cellular component: mitochondrion. Lineage: Eukaryota; Metazoa; Arthropoda; Insecta; Coleoptera; Tenebrionidae. The transcript has 3 exons.